Molecule: messenger RNA, 2531 nt
Organism: Lacerta agilis (Sand lizard)
Lineage: Eukaryota; Metazoa; Chordata; Lepidosauria; Squamata; Lacertidae
Gene: NR0B2
Product: nuclear receptor subfamily 0 group B member 2
Exons: 2
Coding region: 697-1479 (260 amino acids)
Biological process (GO): negative regulation of transcription by RNA polymerase II; circadian rhythm
Cellular component (GO): cytoplasm; nucleus
Molecular function (GO): transcription factor binding; transcription corepressor activity
Source: RefSeq, a predicted model, not a curated record
AGACUUGCCCUUUUUUUUUCUUUUAGUAGUAACUUACUGGCUCCUCCACCUCCCUUACCCCCUUCCUUUGUUAUCAGCAAAGAGCAACCGUCUGAGUUAAACAAAUAAUCUGCAGAUAACUUGACUUCCAGGUUGCUUGUUCCAAGGCUAGAAUUUUAUGAGCUGUUUUGCCACUGGGCUGUGAUCAGGAUGUGUUGUGUGAACUCCUUGGCAGUGACCCCUGCCAUAUCCUGAAACCUGAUUACACACCUGAAGCCUUGGUGCCUUGGUACAGGCUGGGUUAAUGACUUUGUUUAUACUGAUAAGGGCAAUCCAGAUAAGGCAGCCCUCUGAGUCUCCUGGCUCUGGCUGGCACCUUCAUUGAGAAAACCUUUUCUCUGUGCCACGUAGAGAUGCUGCUUGCCCAACCAAUUACUUUGGGACGGACUUGUUUUUCAAUGAGCUGCUGCUGCUACUCUCAAAGGAAGGUCAAGGCUGCCGAAGGGGGGUGGCUUCAUUCACCCUGCCAGGGGCCUUAUAAGCAGAGCUGAGAAGCAACAGCCACCAUUGCUGGAAGGACAAAAAGAGGGUGUGAAGCGAAGAGAAGGUGCCAGGUUCCUAUAGCACAGAAAAAGUGACAGGAAACUCUGCAACGGGACUGCACAAAGCAUUUGCUCUUCCAAGCAGCAAUCCUGCAAGCCGCCCUCCGACGUGGAGAUGGAGUACGAGAGGUGUUCCUGCCACCACAAAGAGAACCAGAACGCCAUCCUCUACACCCUCCUGAGCCAGAACCUGAGCCAUCACAGGGGCAGCCACAGCCCUUCCCAGAAGCGUUGCUUGUGCCAGAAGCGCCGCACCGUCUGCCUCCAGACCCCACAAGCCACCUGCCAAGCGGCGUCUGAUGUCUUGGUGAAGACCAUCAGCUUCAUGAAGAACUUGCCUUCCUUCCAGCUCCUGCCUUGGAAAGACCAGCUCCUGCUGCUGGACAGCUGCUGGGCUCCCCUCUUCCUUCUGGGCCUGGUCCAGGAGAUGGUGACCUUUGAGGUGAUGGAGACCCCAGCCCCCAGCAUGCUGGAGAGGAUCCUCCUCGACGGCCCAUGUAAGAGACAGGAGCUGCAGAGGGCGCAGCCCACCCUGGCCAGCGUUCAGCGUCUCCAGUGCAGCCUUACCUCUUUCUGGAGCCUGGACCUGAGCCCUAAAGAGUACGCCUAUCUGAAGGGUGCAAUUCUGUUCAACCCUGACGUGCCUGGUCUUAAGGCUUCCUCAUACAUCGAGAGCCUUCAGCGAGAAGCUCAGCGAGCACUCCAAGAAGUCAUGACCGUUCUCCACCCAGAGGACCAAGGCCGUUUUGCCCAUGUCCUGCUGAUCUCCUCCUCCCUGAAAUCCAUCCCUCCUGCCCUCCUCACUGCCCUUUUCUUCCAACCAGUCAUUGGGAAUGCAGACAUUCUGGAGCUACUGACGGAAAUGAUGCUGGCAAGAGAGCUCCCUUGGCCACAGUGACUCCAGUGGGGUUGGCUCCCAGGUCACCCACCACAUGCUCAGCUUUGCUCCAGUUUCCAAGUGGCGGUGUGCAGUUCAUCUGGAUUGUGCAGUGGGAGUGAGAGCCUGCCUCCUAGUGAUGACUUUUCAGACAAAGGGGUCUACUGGAUGGCAGAUCUUAGAAUACAAAGGAACGUACAGCCUUCCAUUAGGGAGUGAGGCAGCCAUCUCAGGCAACAAGUGGGGGGUGGGGACACAGUGAAGAAAUAUAGUGCUUUGUGAGCCCUUCAGGCUAUCCUGUGCCCCUAAACUAGCUUGUCCCAUCACCAGUGCUGAAAUAAGAUUCAGUUGCUAAUCCAAUGAGAUUCUUUCUGCAGAAAGGUGGUGGGCAAGCAUUUUGUCCUUCUUCUACAGCAGGAAAAUGUGUUGAUCUGGCCCUGAUUACAGUCAGUGGUGCAGUUCAGGAAUGUUAGUCUCUGGGCUCCAAUGGUUUUACAGGAGGCCGUCCCCUCUCUGCUUUAGAUUGUAUUAUGUAUUGCAUCACUUGCUUCAGAAUGUGAUGAGCCAGUUCUGCUAUGUUUGGGAGGAGGAGCACGAGCCCAAUCUGUUGAGUGGAGUCCUAGUCCACUGCCUGCAAAGUCCUGGCCUGAUCAUACUACCACUUAAAGCCGGGCCUUGGGAGCUGCUGUUCCUGUAACCAAAGUAUUUAGUUGGAACAUAGUUUCUGCAACUGGUGGCUCUAUUUCUCUUCACCCUUUGCUUGCCAUGACAUUCAGAACAGAAGCUUUCAGAAACCGUAAUUCCUCUUGCCUGCUAUUCAUCGCACUAUCCGUAUAAAAGCUGUCCUCCCUGAUUUCGCUAGACUCCAGCCUACCCUCACAUGUAGUGCCCAUUUGCUCCAGUUUGUAGUACACGGGAUGAGACCAUCUUUGCAUAAACUUUGGGUGUCAGUAUUUUGUAGAUGGAUGCUUUCUUGUAAUUUGUGUAUAAAAAUAAGAUGUGCUAAGUUAUUAUUUUUUAAAAACAACAACAACACCUCAACAAUGAAUAAAACGUUUUUGCAGUUUGGACAA